Molecule: messenger RNA, 432 nt
Organism: Effrenium voratum
Lineage: Eukaryota; Dinophyceae; Suessiales; Symbiodiniaceae
Source: the annotation of a GenBank genome assembly
AUGCCUCGCGCCGCUUUGAGGCCAAGUGAGCACCUUCGCUUCCUGGGUAUCACUGCCAGAACCUCCCGCACCUACAAACAAGCUCUCCGAAGAUUCUUCCAGUACACACGUUUAUUUCACAACGUUUUGCCGAAUUCAUUUGUUGCCUUAGACGAGAUGUUGAGCGAGUACAUUAACCAUGUGUACCAAGAAGGUGAUCACCUUAGCCAAGCAGGUUGGGUUUUGAGUGCAAUGAAGCGUUUUUACCCCCGAGCACGACGCCAACUACCUACUGCUCAGCAAUUUUACAACAACUGGAAACGACAGCAUGUGCCCUCCCGAGCAGUUCCACUCACAUGGUUGGUUGUCAGAGCGAUGGCUGCAGCAGCCACCAGAGUUGGCCGCAUGGACAUGGCCCUUUGCCUUUUUCUUGGCUUCGUGUUUUUUCUAUGA